CAAAUGAUCACGGCCGUAGCUUUCAGGUCCAUAGGGAGGUCCUUACCAUGUGGUCAGUGUAAAUCUGAAAGGGAAAGUCGUUUUACGUCUUCCUUAUAUAUACUUUAUAGACGUAAGACCAGCUGUGUGGGCGGUUCUUAGAGAGCUCGGUGGAUAUAAAAUCGUAAAAUAUUUUCUCUAAAUUCAUUUGAGUUUUUCUUCAAAUUUAUUUUCAAAUUUAUCAAGACUAAAUGGGUGCUGAAAAAUCUACCGCAACUCCUCCUCCUCCUCCUCGAGCUGUGCCUGCAGGCCGUGACAUUAGAAUUGUGAUGAUUGGAAAAACUGGAGCGGGUAAAAGUGCCACUGGAAACACCAUUCUGGGAAAAAAACUUUUUACAUCUCUUCCAAUAGGUAGCUCAGUGACUGAGAGUUGUGUUAAAGAAAGAGUUCAUGAUAAUAGAUGGAUAUAUGUGGUGGACACACCAGGAGUGUUAGACACUGGGAAGACUCCAGAGUAUAUCGAAAGAGAGAUAGUGAGGUGUCUUCAAGAGUCAGCCCCUGGUCCUCAUGCUUUCUUGCUGGUUGUGGAGGCAACGACAUGGAGAGAGGAGGAUCAGAAUACUGUGGACGAUCUGGAGAGGCUCUUUGGACCAGAGGUCUUCAAGUUCAUGAUUGUGCUCUUUACUCACGGUGAUAAACUUGGGGGUCAAACAAUUGAAACCUUUGUACGUGAUGGUAAUCUGCAAGUUCGAGCAAUUCUAGAACGCUGUUCUGGCCGAUUCCUUGUUUUUGACAAUGCAAAAAGCAGGUUUGAUAGAAAUCAAGUUGUUGAUCUGGUCACUAUGAUUGAUAAAAUGGUGGCAGUAGCUGGAGGAGGGUACUUUCAUAGAAAACAUAGAGUAGAAUGGGCUUGUACACUCUGUUAAACUCAUGGGUACACUUAGCCGGGGGAGGGGAAGGCUCAACAAAUCACACAAGUUGACUCAACAAAUCACAGCACAUAUUGAAGGGUGCACUUCUUGCUUUUACUUCCUGCUAUGGGUACACUCGCAAUGGCUGCCAGUCCAACCAUUAUGCCAUAGUUGACUUGAAUUUAGUCAUUUUACUACUAUGGGUAUUUCAGACAUUUACAAAAAUAAGAUUUGAAGACAUCCAGGCAUUGGAUUCAAGCAAAACAAGAUACAAAAAUUAUCUGCUGACAUACAUGUUCACUAAUAGAGCUCUUAGGUUGCAGUAAUAUUCAAAGUAUGUUAGGAAUAAACAUAUAGAAUUGGAGCAUAACUACAAAAUGUAUAAGAAAAACAUUGUUUUGCAUAAUACAUGUUGAUCUAUUGUAAGAAAUCCUGUCAACACAUUUUUUGAAAUUGAUAGUGAGGAUUGUAAAUUCUGAUGAAAAACAAUAAAGCUUGACAAUCACUA
Messenger RNA from Salmo salar (Atlantic salmon), 1398 nucleotides. Its product is annotated as GTPase IMAP family member 9. Gene Ontology annotation, molecular function: GTP binding. The record is from RefSeq and is a predicted model, not a curated record. NCBI's taxonomy places the organism in Eukaryota, Metazoa, Chordata, Actinopteri, Salmoniformes, Salmonidae.